ACGCAUGAAGCUGUCCUGCAGGCCGCUUCUAAAUAUAAUGAAAGAGAGUUCAAAAGCACUAAGCUUGUUUGUCGUCCAAGAAAGCAAACUCCCGCGGAUCUGAAGUUAAAAUCAGAAACUUCUUCAGAUUUGGCUUCAGAUCACACUCCUCCUCCUACUCCUUCUGAAGCAGGUUCUACAGCUUCUUCCAGAUCACGAAGGUCUUCGUUACCUCCACGACAACGAAUCAGACAGUCUUCAGUUGCUUCAAUGUCUCCUGCUUCGUCAGUUUCAUCUGCAAAACCUUCAUCAGUUAAUAGAUAUUUUAUUCUAAAAUCGUUGACCCAAGAUGAUCUAGAUAUUUCUGUUAAAAGUGGAUUUUGGGCCACUCAGCCACACAAUGAAGCAGCAUUGAAUAAGGCUUUUAAAAGUGCUGAAAACGUCUUUCUUAUUUUCAGCGCUAAUAAAAGCGGUGAAUUUUAUGGAUACGCAAAGAUGGUGAGUCCAAUUAGCAAAGAGACAACAGAGAAUGUACAAUGGACACCGAUUGAUGAAGCGGCUUUAGCAGCUUCAUCAUCACGACCUUCAUCAGUCCAGGAAGAUAUAAAAACGAGAUUAAAAAAGUCUCAGGAUGAAGAGAAUGAAGAUUGUGAAGAUGACAAUAUUCCAUCGAGAAAUUGGGGAAAUACUUUUAAAGUUGAAUGGAUUAAAGUACAAAAACUUCCAUUCAUGCGUACACGUCAUCUUCGUAAUCCUUGGAAUGCGAAUAGAGAAGUGAAAAUUAGCCGAGAUGGUACUGAAGUUGAACCGAUUGUCGGUGAGCGUUUAAUUGCAGAAUUCCACAAGACACCACCUUCAACGGUUCCAGCACAAUAUAUGCCUAUCAAUGGCCCUCUAUUAACUCAACCGUUGAAUCUCGAUAAUCAAAGUGUUGAUAGUGACACAAAAGAUCGGAGAGAAUCAUUUUCCUCUCAAAGUGGUGCAUCAUCAUCGGUUCAAACUACUUUGCAACCAAUAGUGGAUCCAAACUUUAUUCAAAGCGCUCAACCAGCAUUCUUUCCGCCACCUAGUUACUGGCAUCCCCAACAUAUGAUAGUGCCUCCAUUUAGUACUGGAACUUCAGCACCAGGAUACAUUCCUGCUCAACAAGCAUGGGCAACACCUGUUCCCAAAGAUUCAUCGGGAGUCAGUCGUAUACAGCCACCUCAAUCAACAGGUGUGUCAUCAGUGAUGCCUUUGGAACAACAAUAUGUGGAGGUAAUAUGGACUCCUGUUACUCAACAUCAUUACCCAUCAGCCCCUGCUCAUCAAUUUUAUCCUAAUAAUUCUGGUAAUGCAGUAAUGUCGCAAUAUCAAGCUCAACAUUAUUAUCGCAACUCUGAAGAACAAUAUCAAGCAUCUCAGCCACAACAAGAACAAAAUCCUGAAAAUGUGCCCUACCUGGUCGAUGAACAAAGAAAAGGCCUUGAGGCUACCA
This is a messenger RNA of Cetraspora pellucida, 1456 nucleotides long. The record is from the annotation of a GenBank genome assembly. Lineage: Eukaryota; Fungi; Glomeromycota; Glomeromycetes; Diversisporales; Gigasporaceae.